GGCGCCGCGGUCCCUGUUUGUGUUGAGUGUGGAGGCGGUUGUCGCUCCGCCAUGAGGGAGACUCCGUUAUCAAACUGUGAGAGGCAGUUCAUUCUCCAGGCUAUCGCCGAGAGACAGCGUCUUGAUGGAAGACAGACGUAUGACUAUAGAAAUAUCAAGAUAACAUUUGGAACAGAAUAUGGAUGUUGUAUUGUGGAACUGGGUAAAACAAGGGUCCUGGCACAAGUAUCAUGUGAACUUGUUACUCCUAAACUUAGUCGGCCUACAGAAGGCAUAAUUUUCUUCAAUUUGGAGCUCUCUCCAAUGGCUUCUCCUACAUUUGAAGCUGGCAGGCAAUCUGAGCUAUUAGUUAAAUUAAACCGACUGCUGGAGAGGUGUCUGAGGAAUUCCAAGUGCAUAGACACAGAAUCCCUAUGUGUUGUAGCAGGUGCAAAGGUGUGGCAGAUACGUGUAGACUUGCAUUUGUUAAACCACGAUGGGAACAUUAUUGAUGUUGCAAGCAUAGCAGCUAUUGUGGCAUUGUCUCACUUCAAAAGACCUGAUGUUUCUAUUCAAGGAGAAGAAGUCACAGUGUACAGCCCAGAGGAACGUGAUCCAAUUCCAUUGAGCAUACAUCACAUGCCCAUUGCGGUCAGCUUUGCCUUCUUCCAGCAAGGAACCUACCUAUUGGUAGAUCCAAUCGAACAUGAGGAACGUGUCAUGGAUGGACUUCUAGUAAUUGCCAUGAACAAACACCGUGAGCUAUGCACUAUUCAGUCCAGUGGUGGCAUAAUGCUUCUAAAAGAUCAGGUUCUUCGUUGUACUAAAAUAGCCGGUGUUAAGGUGGCAGAAAUCACAGAGUUGAUGCAAAAAGCUCUGGAAAAUGAUAAGAAAGUCAGGCAAGAAGGUGGGAAGUUUGGUUUUGCAGAAUCCAUCCCAAAUAAACGAAUCACUGCCUUUAAGCUGGAUGAAGCUUCAGUGGCUACAGACGGUGUUGAAGAACAAGUUGAAGAAAUUGUAUCAAAGGCUGAACCAUCCACACGACAUAUUCCAAAACCAAUUGUGCGUGCUCCUGGAACAGGUCAAAUUGGGGAAGGGAUCCAAAAUGAAUGGAUGAUUGAUGAGUUGGAGGAAGAGGAAGAAGAUGAAGAGGAUAUUGUUCCCGAACCAGGUGCCCAGAGUUUGGGCACUGAUAAUGAAAGGGCAAACCGACAUACAGAUGCUGAGGUUAUCCAACUGUCAGACAGUGAAGAAGAGGAGGUUGUAAUACUGGAACCAGAAGGAACAGAAAAGAAAGGAAGAAAAAUAAAUUCUGAAGACACCCAGCAAAUAUCAACAAAUAAAGUGGUGCCAAACAAUAAAAACAAGAAAAAACAGAAGAAAAAAGGAGCCCAGUUGUGAUGUUAUCUGUGAAAUAACGAUGGAACCUUUUGAAGCUAUACUGAAGUGCAUUACUUUGUUAUUCAUGUUAAUGUUUUAUCCUUGGAGGAGACAUAUAAAAUUGCACCGUUGCAAAUGUAAGAAAUGGGUUUGAAUUGAUAUUCUUUACGUUUGCUUAUUUGUAACAAGUGACUAUUUCAAGCGUGUAAAAUUUUAUUUGGAUAAAUUCAUUUAAAUAUUCUUUUGGGUCUUUGCUAACCAUUUAUCGAUACCGGGUGGCUACUUCUCAGGGAUUUUAAGUUUUAAUUCAUUAUGCCUGUGGUUAUUUUAGCAGUUCCACCUUUGUUGCUAAUUAAUGGUUCAAUGGAACUACUGCCAUUUGUACAGAUAUUGCCCAUGAGAGCCUAUAUGAAGUAAAUUUUAUCUUUAUUCCUCAACUUUUUAAACUUGCCUUUGUAAUCCUCUGUUCAAUCAAGUCUGUUAAUAUGCCUAAAUGUUGUUGGCCUGUUUAAAAUGUUGUUUUCUUGAACAAAGUCCUGUGGAGAAAUUUUGAAAUUGACUGAACAGUUCUGAAUUACUCAUUCUUACAAUUAAAGGCUUGUGUAAUCAUUCAGAAUCUGACCAUUAUGUUUCACUGUGCUUUCCAUUUUGAGUUUCUGUUUUGUGUGCAGAGUAAUGAACAAUAAGCAUUUCUGAAAUCCCUUUUUCAUCAUCAUAUACCUAUAGGCACUUCAGUGGCAUAAGGAAAAAUGGAUACUGAGCCAAGGAAGAAGAUAGAGGGCUAUUAAUUGCUCCUUAAGGGCCUGCAUUGGGAGUGAGGUGCUGGUUACUCAUGAACCUUUCUGCUAGGAACGUAUUGCUCUGAUGAUCUUGGUUGUGUCAACCCACUGACUUAUUUGUCCUGCCCCCCUCUGGAGGGAAAGUUAGAUGGAAAUUUAAGGAAGUGGGCUAGGUAGGAGAUCUGAAAGGUUGCUAUCUGGUCAGUGAGAUGAUUAUUUUUACUGCUGCGAUGUGAUCUUGCCAGAUGUGAGUCAGCGGUAGAAUGAUGGUGGGUAACAAAUUAGUGGCAAAUAGGUAGCAGCAGCACAGGUAGAUAUUGUCAAGUCCUUGGAGGGCAGUACUUUCAGUGAGACCCCCUUUGUUUCCUUGCAUGUCACCACCCUGUAGCCAUCUGCUGUGGUGGGAAUCCUACUCCAGAAUGAGAACCUUGCAGCUGAGGCCCCAAAUAGUUCUUAAUGAUUUCAUCUGCCAUUUACAGGUGUCUCCAGAUUCUGCCUGUUGCUGCGAUGCCUACUACUUCCAUUGGAGCUGCUGACCAAACUUUUGGGUAUCUGACCAACCUUCUGUCUUUAACUGGCCAGCACUGAGAGAGCCUUUUUCAUUGGUCUCCAGUGAGCUUGAGAAUGUAGGCGAUUGGGCACCAUCAGGAGAGAUUUUGAAUUGACUUUUGUUCCCAAUCCCUCUAACUCUCUCCAUAGCUGGUAAGAUUCAUCAGGUACAGUUGCCAUAAUCCUAACCAACCAUUGAUCUGCGCUCAUUAGAGGUGAGACAACUGGUGGUGAUUUAACCUGGGGGACACCAACUCCAACAAGGGGAGAGGUUGGGAAGAUAGGAGCUUCAUAGUGUCCUCAUCCAGUGUUGGAAUUGAAUCUGGAUUUUUGGAAUCACUGGAUCUCAAACCAGCCAUUUCACCAACUAAGCUAACAGAUCCUCCCCCACCCCCAUAACUAGAUAAAUGAAUGAGUAUCUUGUAUCACUAAAGCUGAGCAAAUUGUUUAUUUCAAUAUUCUCUCCUUGCA
Messenger RNA from Hemiscyllium ocellatum (epaulette shark), 3158 nucleotides. RefSeq names its product exosome component 9 (gene exosc9). The record is from RefSeq and is a predicted model, not a curated record. Gene Ontology annotation, biological process: nuclear polyadenylation-dependent mRNA catabolic process; nuclear mRNA surveillance; nuclear polyadenylation-dependent rRNA catabolic process. NCBI's taxonomy places the organism in Eukaryota, Metazoa, Chordata, Chondrichthyes, Orectolobiformes, Hemiscylliidae. Bases 52 to 1380 code for a protein of 442 amino acids. The transcript has 12 exons. Gene Ontology annotation, cellular component: cytoplasmic exosome (RNase complex); nuclear exosome (RNase complex).